ACUUUCUUGGCGAGUUUAGAAGAUAAAUGGAGUUUUUUUGUUGUACCUGGAUAUUUUACUAGCAUCAGUUUUCUGAUUAUAGCACUAUCCUGGGACUGCACAGGAUGGGGAGGAGUUGGGGGCUGAAGCCUUCCCAUUUAGCACUUUAAAAUGGUAAAAAGUUAUCUGAGCAGGUUAUCUGACUUUUUUAGCCAGCUGGGACGGUGGUGCUGGAAUCUCCGUCAUCAGCCGAAUUUUCUUGCGACUUGUCAGUUAUCAUGUUACAAUGUUGCAGCAAACAAUGCAAUGGUGACCACUGCAUUGGUUGUUGCGAUAUUGUAACAGACUGAGAAGAGAGAAGAUCAUGACAGCUGAUAUGCCUAAUGUAGCUGAGAAAAUUAAAUUAUUUUAGCCAAACCAGUCUGCUCGCCACAAAGCAGGCUGGAUUUCCUGUGGUACAAAAGUGUCUCUCCCCAGUCCAUGCCGUCUCGGUCAUUGCCUGUUAUACCAAUAUGGCGUUUGUUAGAGAGACCUCGUUUUGGCUGCAUGGGAUGAUUUUGGUUGUGUUUCUGGUCCGAAACUGCAGUUUAAAUCUCAUUGUCAACAUCAAAGCUAAAGAUGGUGAGAUAGUGCAGCAGAAUUUUUUCGCAGAUCCCGAGAAAGACUACGUUACUAUCGAUUUCAAGAAUAACCAAGGUCGCUUCGUAACAGUUUACAUCGACUUCCGUUUGAAACGAAAGAUAUUCCAAGUGAUUGUCCUGGGAGAAAUGGAUAGAGCAGAAAGUUCAUACGAAGCAAUGUGUUUUGUAACAGAACUUGAAGAAGAGGAGUUCAUAUCAUCAGAUGCCAUGUCAAAACUUAGACAAAAAAAUCCCAGCACAAUCCGAGUUCCUGAAGAAGACAUUGGAAGUGAAUCUUACAACAUGGAUCAUGCAGUUAUCUUGAAUUCAACAAAUGCAACAGAUAACAGCAUUAAGUACUUGUGUAAAGAUGCUGGCAAAGUGCUGUUUAAAGGAGACAAUCCCAAACUCCUCUUGUCAGAAAAUUCAACACGUGAAGAUCUUGAGAAAGUUGAGUUGGAAUCACAGGAUCAGUCAAGUUUUACAAAGUUGCUAAAACGUUGCAAGGAUACAUCUGAACUCAGUGCUGAGUGCAUUUGUAGAGUUGAAGUUUGUAUUAGUUGGUAUCCUUGCCACUUGAAGUUCUGCCAAGGACAAGAUGACAAUGGACAACCAACAGAGUACCGCUGUGGAAUCAAAACUUGUGGAAAAUGUCAUGACUUUGACUUUUAUGUUGCAGAGAGGCAGCAUUGCUUUUGGGAUAUGGAUUCAUAAUCUGAUCCUGUAAAUGUAAUUUUCUGUAAUUGUAAAUGUAAUUUGUUUACCCACGGAGCACCAAGGAGUUCACAGAACUCGUUC
Messenger RNA from Orbicella faveolata, 1397 nucleotides. Its product is annotated as out at first protein-like. Lineage: Eukaryota; Metazoa; Cnidaria; Anthozoa; Scleractinia; Merulinidae. The record is from RefSeq and is a predicted model, not a curated record.